AUGGGUUCAAGUGGCACAAUUGAUAAUCUCGUCCCUGUUCUUACCAGUGGGAAAUUUGAAAUGGCGAAGAUGAGGGAACUAGUUGCCAAUUGGGUGCUUAUGCAUGAGCAUCCAUUUACUGUUGUUGAGGAGGAGGGAUUUAAUGAUAUAAGCUCAUUCUUGAUUGUAAAACAAGGUGGAAUUCCACAGAUGUUGACUACAGCACUUAAGUUCAAAAAUGUCUUUUUAAGAUAUCGUGACAAAGACCUGCAUUUUGAUUGUUGUCCAGAUCCAGAGGAUUGGUUUCUCGUUAAGGUUAUGCUAGAUGCAAAGGCAUUGGAUAAAAAUGAUUUUAUUCAAGAUAUGGUGAAGAAAAUGAAAAAGAAGUUUGACAAAUAUUGGGGAGAGUGUAAUUUGUUAAUGUGUGUAGCUUCUGUGGUAGAUCGUAGGUGCAAAAAGGCGAUGCUUGAGUAUUGUUUCCCUAGAAUGUAUGAAGAGAUUGAAGCACAAGCAAAUAUGUUAAAAGUUAAAGAUGCCCUGUAUGAAAUUUAUCAAGAAUAUGUGGAUGAAUCCCAAUCCUUCAACAAUGAACAAAGUGCUAAAAAUAGAGUGGUUCCUCGGCAUAUGAAAGUGGUUCAAAGUGUCCCACCGGAAAAAUCAAAGUUAAAUGGUUAUCUAGAAGAGGGAUGUUACAUUUCUCAUGAUAGGGGUGAUCCAACUACAUUUGAUGCACUACAGUGGUGGAAAGUGAAUACGUUGAAGUAUCGUUUGUUAUCUAAGAUGGCUUGUGAUAUACUAGCCAUUCCUAUCACCACGAUAGCUUCGGAGGCCACUUUUAGUGCUGGUAGUAGAGUUAUUGAAACUUACCGAGCUUCUUUGUCUCCGGAAACAGUAUCAGUGCUACUUUGUGGAGGUGAUUGGUGUCGCAAUCUAGGAGGACUUAAGAGAAAGAACAAAUUUAGAUACAGCAAAAACAUGAGGAGAUUCAGCUUCCCAUCAAAUGAAUCCCACAGUUGA
Molecule: messenger RNA, 996 nt
Organism: Pistacia vera
Lineage: Eukaryota; Viridiplantae; Streptophyta; Magnoliopsida; Sapindales; Anacardiaceae
Product: zinc finger BED domain-containing protein RICESLEEPER 1-like
Exons: 6
Coding region: 1-996 (331 amino acids)
Molecular function (GO): protein dimerization activity; DNA binding
Source: RefSeq, a predicted model, not a curated record